AUGCCAUCAACUAAUGGCGUCCUCUCCCCGGCCGCUCAACGCCGCAUCGAGCACCACGAGGCCGACGUCGUGAUUGUCGGCGCCGGAAUUCUGGGCUGCGCACUUGCGGUCACACUGGGAAAGCAAGGCCGCAGCGUCAUUUUACUGGAAAAGUCACUGGAGGAACCCAAUCGCAUCGUGGGCGAACUUCUCCAACCGGGAGGCGUACAGGCCCUCGACAAUCUAGGCCUGUCCGAUUGUCUGGAGGACAUUGACGCAAUCAACGUGAAGGGAUAUUGGGUUUCAUACUUCGGUCAACCAGUCCUCCUCGAAUACCCCAAGUCAACCCCCUCGUCACCAGCCCCCUUGGGUCGCAGUUUCCACCAUGGCCGAUUCGUGAACAAACUUCGACAGGCGGCCCUCUCCUGUCCCAAUGUUACCGUCGUCGAGACAAAGGUGACUGGGCUGGUCACUUCAUCACACACAAAAGAGGUUCUCGGUGUCGAGUCUGUCACCAAAGAUCUGAAGGAUUGCUACUUCGCCCAACUCACCGUUGCCGCCGACGGCUAUGCCUCCGAUUUCCGCAAACAACACCACCAAUACACACCCAAGCGUCGCUCAAAGUUCUACGGGUUGGAGCUUAUCGAUGCUGAUCUCCCCUGUCCGAACACUGGUCAUCGAAGACCCCCGGUCCUCAUGUACCAGAUCGGCACUCACGAGACCCGAAUCCUGGUAGAUGUUCCAGACAAUCUGCCCGCGGCGUCUGUGAAGAACGGUGGUGUCAAGGGCUAUUUCCGCAACUGCAUUUUACCUAAGCUGCCUGAGGGAUGCCAGGCGUCUUUCACAGAUGCGUUGGAGAAUGGUCAGCUGCGCUCAAUGCCAAACUCAUUCCUGCCUGCCGCAACUAAUAAAACCCCGGGCUUGAUGAUUCUCGGUGAUGCGUUGAAUAUGCGCCACCCCCUGACUGGAGGUGGCAUGACAGUCGCAUUGAAUGAUGUAUGUGUCAUUCGCGAGCUGCUUAGCCCAGAGUGCGUGCCUAGCUUCGCCGACACGGAGCUCGUUCUAAAGCAGCUUUCAAUCUUCCACUGGAAGCGAAAGAACUCGUCUUCUGUCAUCAAUAUUCUUGCACAGGCUUUGUAUUCACUCUUUGCUGCAGAUGACCAAAGCCUACGAGCCCUGCAGCGUGGCUGUUUCCGCUACUUCCAGAUCGGUCCUGUCGGUGGUCCUGUUGGACUUCUCGCCGGACUGAUCAAGCAGCCCCUUGUACUUGUCAGCCACUUCUUCUCCGUCGCCUUCCUCUCUAUCUGGGUCCUUUUCCGCGAGACUCCCCUGCUGGAGCAGAUCAUGUUCCCAUACCACGCCUACAUGAUUCUCUACACAGCAUGCAUCGUCAUCAUGCCCUACAUCUGGACCGAAAUCUGGUACUAA
This is a messenger RNA of Penicillium brevicompactum, 1407 nucleotides long. It is a transcript of the gene erg1, whose product is annotated as squalene monooxygenase erg1. The record is from RefSeq and is a predicted model, not a curated record. Bases 1 to 1407 code for a protein of 468 amino acids. Lineage: Eukaryota; Fungi; Ascomycota; Eurotiomycetes; Eurotiales; Aspergillaceae. The transcript is spliced from 3 exons. Gene Ontology annotation, cellular component: endoplasmic reticulum; membrane. Gene Ontology annotation, molecular function: squalene monooxygenase activity; flavin adenine dinucleotide binding. Gene Ontology annotation, biological process: ergosterol biosynthetic process.